AUGGUGCAUGGGUUUGUGCCCACGGCCAACUCAACUCACAAGAAAGCAAAACAGCCGAAGUAUCGCGAGCUACUGAAUGAUGAUGAUGUGGAUCAUGAUGUUGAAGAUGUUGGAGAUGAUGAUGUGGAUCAUGAUGUUGAAGAUGUUGAAGAUGAUGAUGUGGAUCAUGAUGUUGAAGAUGUUGGAGAUGAUGAUGUGGAUCAUGAUGUUGAAGAUGUUGAAGAUGAUGAUGUGGAUCAUGAUGUUGAUGAUGUUGGAGAUGAUGAUGUGGAUCAUGAUGUUGAAGAUGUUGAAGAUGAUGAUGUGGAUCAUGAUGUUGAAGAUGUUGAAGAUGAUGAUGUGGAUCAUGAUGUUGAAGAUGAUGAUGUGGAUCAUGAUGUGGAUCAUGAUGUUGAUGAUGUUGGAGAUGAUGAUGUGGAUCAUGAUGUUGAUGAUGUUGAAGGUGAUGAUGUGAUAACAUCACAAUACAAAAACACUUACAUCAACAUUAAUGUCUGCCAUCGUCAAGUUAAUGUGGUAAUGUUAACUCAGCAAGAAAAACAGGAUGUGGAUGAAGUGCAUAACUAA
Messenger RNA from Helobdella robusta, 567 nucleotides. RefSeq lists its product as hypothetical. The transcript is spliced from 2 exons. Lineage: Eukaryota; Metazoa; Annelida; Clitellata; Rhynchobdellida; Glossiphoniidae. The coding region runs from base 1 to 567 and encodes 188 amino acids. The record is from RefSeq and is a predicted model, not a curated record.